Messenger RNA from Elephantulus edwardii (Cape elephant shrew), 5499 nucleotides. RefSeq names its product microtubule-associated protein 2 (gene MAP2). Bases 1 to 5499 code for a protein of 1832 amino acids. Gene Ontology annotation, cellular component: neuron projection. Gene Ontology annotation, molecular function: microtubule binding. NCBI's taxonomy places the organism in Eukaryota, Metazoa, Chordata, Mammalia, Macroscelidea, Macroscelididae. The transcript has 12 exons. The record is from RefSeq and is a predicted model, not a curated record. Gene Ontology annotation, biological process: neuron projection development; microtubule cytoskeleton organization.
AUGGCUGAUGAUCGGAAAGACGAAGCAAAGGCGCCUCACUGGACCUCAUCUCAACUAACAGAGGCAUCUGGGCACCCACAUCCUCCUGAGAUUAAGGACCAAGGUGGGGCAGGGGAUGGGCUUGUCCGAAGCGCUAAUGGAUUCCCGUACAGAGAGGAUGAAGAAGGUGCCUUUGGUGAGCACGGACCACAGGGCACCUAUUCAAAUACCAAAGAGAAUGGGAUCAAUGGAGAGCUGACCUCAGCAGACAGAGAAACAGCAGAGGAGGUGUCUGCAAGGAUAGUUCAAGUAGUCACUGCUGAGGCUGUAGCAGUCCUGAAAGGCGAACAAGAGAAGGAAGCCCAACAUAAAGACCAGCCUGCAGCCCUGCCUCUAGCAGCUGAAGACACAGCUAAUCUGCCUCCUUCUCCACCCCCAUCACCAGCCUCAGAAAAGACUGUCACAGUAGGAGAAGGUUUACUUGCAGCCUCGAAGAUGGAGUUCCCUGACCUACAAGAAUUGAGUCCUCCUACAGCUGAGCCAUUAGACAAGAAAACAACAGAGUCCGAGAAGCCAAGUAAGCCUGGUGAAGACCUCAGACCUCCUGCCUUAGAGACAACGAAAACAUCCCCUGACGAAAAGGACACACAAGGCAAAAAGGAAGAAAAAGCACCUCCCAGUCUAUUCGCGCACCCUUUUGGUACCGAUGCCGAAGACUCUAAACAGAAGGCGGAACCGAGCCUAAUAGUGCCUGGCAUUGGCUUCCCUGCAGAGCCUCCAACUCAGAAAGAACAGAAGGACUGGUUCAUUGAUAUGCCAACGGAAGCCAAAAACGAUGAGUGGGGUUUAGUCGCACCAACAUCUCCUGUUCCCCUAACGCCUAUGAAGGAGAAGGAUGUACUUGAAGAUAUCCCCAAAUGGGAAGGAAAACAGUUUGAUUCUCCCAUGCCAAGUCCCUUUCAAGGUGGCAACUUCACUCUUCCUUUUGAUGCCAUGAAGAAUCAAACAGCUGCUGGAACAUCACCCUUUGCCCCUGUCCUGUUACAGUCAGAUCACACAGAAUCACUAGAAGAAACCAGUGGCCCAGCGGCCGCCAAAGAUACUUCUAAAGAUGAAGAGUCCCUUACAGAUAAAGCUGACAAGAUGGCAGAAACACCAGCCUCAGUGGCAAUUACCUCCCCCAAAGACACUCCUAUUCCUACUACAGAAGAAUAUAUCAGAGAGAAAGUGUCAGUGGAAGGAGCCAUCACAGAAAAGAGUAUGCAGAAAAAAGAGCCUGCUAUCCUCAGUGGACAGGAACCCAUACCUACUGAAAAGGAAAUUCAGCUAACACUCGAAGAAAAAACUAUCCUCCCUGACAAAGAAGUCAUGCCAAAAGAGAGCAAACCCCUCAUUCUGACAGAUGAUGAAACAGGCAUAAUUCAACCCACCGUAGAGCAUACUUUCCCUAAAGAAGAACAAAAAGGUCAAGAGCUGACCACAGAUGUGUUCAAACAGGACUCAUUCUCUCAAAGCUUAGAGCAAGCACUUAAAGAUUCCACUAUGAUCUCUAAAGUCACAGAGAAAGUGAUGGCUGAACCCUGUACACUAAGCGAAAAGGGUUCCAUCCAGGAACUUUUUGAUGAAAAAGAGUCUGACAAAGAUGGUAAGAUUGAAAUGGUUGGCGGGACAACAUCGUCUGAGCUCUUCAUGCCCUUUUACGAAGAUAAGUCAGGGAUGUCCAAGUACUUUGAAACCUCUGCCUUGAAAGAAGAUGUGACAAAAAGCAUUCAGCCAGGCAGUGACUACUAUGAACUGAGUGAUACGAGGGGAAGUGCCCAGGAGCCCUUGGAUACCAUAACUCCCAUGUCUGAAAAUGGUGAGCAAGGAAUUCAGGCAGGAGAAGAACCCCAGCCUCGUGCUGCAGCACAAGAAACAGGGUACAGCACACUUGCACAGAGCUACCCACCUGAUUUACCUGAAGAACCAAGUUCUCCUCAAGAAAGAAUGUUCACUAUUGAUCCAAAAGUGUAUGGAGAGAAAAGGGAUCUCCACAGUAAGAACAAAGAUGAUUUAACCCUGAGCAGAAGUUUAGGACUUGGUGGGAGGUCUGCAAUAGAACAAAGAAGCAUGUCCAUCAAUUUGCCUAUGUCUUGUCUUGACUCCAUAGCCUUAGGAUUUAAUUUUGGCCGAGGACACGAUCUUUCUCCUCUGGCUUCUGACAUUCUUACCAACACUAGUGGAAGUAUGGAUGAAGGGGAUGAUUACUUUCCUGCCACAACGCCUGCACUGGAGAAAGCCCCUUGCUUCCCAAUAGAAAGCAAAGAAGAAGAAGAAGAAGAACAGGUAAAGGAAGAAAAAGCUCCAGGGGAGGAAACUGUUCAAGCAGAGGCAGCAUGUGAGUCACCAUUCCUAGCCAAAGAUUUUUAUAAAAACGGCACUGUGAUGGCCCCUGACCUGCCGGAAAUGCUCGAUCUGGCUGGCACAAGGUCCAGAUUAGCUUCCGUCAGCACAGAUGCUGAGGUUGCCAGGAGGAAAUCAGUCCCCUCAGAGACUGUGAUUGAGGAGAGUAGUACUGGUUUGCCCCCCGUGCCUGGCGAAAACCAUGUCGUUGUGAAAACAGACAGUCAGCUGGAAGACCUGGGCUACUGCGUGUUCAAUAAAUAUACAGUCCCACUCCCGUCACCUGUCCAAGACAGUGAGAAUGUAGCAGGGGAGAGUGGGACCUUUUAUGAAGGGCCUGAUGAUAAAGUACGAAGAGAUUUGGCCACAGACCUCUCCUUGAUUGAAGUCAAACUGGCCGCUGCAGGCAGAGCCAAAGAUGAGUUCAGCGCUGACAAAGAUGCAUCCCCACAGGUGUCUGGACUGGGUAGGGAAUUAGAUCAGGAAAGGAAAGAGAAAGACAAGUUGGAUACUGUGCUAGAAAAGAGUGAAGAACAUGUCGCUUCAAAAGAGCAUGUUAUGACAGCAGAAGAGGCUGGCGACAAAGUUGAACAACUUGGAAUAGGAGUCACUGGUGAGCAAGCAUUGGCCAAAGAACUGGUGGUAUCCAGUGAUACAUCCCCUCCCCAGGCUGAGGAAGCCAAGAAUGUUCUGAGCUCAGUACCAGAGGUAGCUGAACUCGAACCGCCUAAAAGAGCUGAACCCGGGCUGGAGAUUGCUGCAGAGAAGCCUGGUCAGGCUCCAGUAGAUAUUAAAAUUAGUGACUUUGGCCAGAUGGCAGCAGGGCUAACUGUAGGUGCUGGGGUGACAAAAGAAUUUAAACUUGAGGAGACACAGCAGCAGGAUCUGACCCCCUCAACCAAAGUGCCUCAGGAGGCAGAUGCAUUUCUGGGCAUUGAGUCUGGUCACAUGAAAGAAGGUACCAAAGUGAGCGAAAUAGAAGUCAAAGAGAAGGUGGCCAAGCCUGACCUGGUCCACCAGGAGGCCGUGGACAAAGAGGAGUCCUAUGAGUCUAGUGGUGAGCAUGAAAGUCUCACCAUGGAAUCCUUGAAACCGGAGGAGGGCAAGAAGGAAACAUCCCCAGAGUCAUCUCUGAUUCAGGAUGAGAUAGCCAUUAAGUUGUCCGUGGAAAUACCUUGUGCAUCUGAUGUUUCAGAGGCUGAUUUAGCCACUGACGAAAGAGCUGAUGUCCAGGUGGAAUCCAUUCAGAUUCCAAAAGGAGAAAGCAAAGAGACCCCUGAUAUCGCCAUCACGCCCUCAGAUGUUACAGAGUCAGUGCCUGAAGGGAUCGUAGCUGAACCAGCCGAGGCUCAGGGUGAGGAAGAGGAGAUUGAAGCCCGAGGAGAAGCAGAUAAGCUGCUCUUCCGCUCAGACACCCUUCAGAUCACCGACCUGGGGGUCCCAAGUGUCAGGGAGGAAUUCGUGGAGACCUGCCCUGGUGAACACAAGGGAGUGAUUGAGUCAGUCGUGACCAUUGAGGACGAUUUCAUUACUGUGGUGCAAACCACAACUGAUGAGGGGGAGUCCGGUUCCCACAGUGUUCGCUUUGCAGCCCUCGAGCAGCCUGAGGAGGAAAGGAGACCCUCUCCUCGUGAUGAAGAAGAGCUUGGAGUGGAGGAGGCCGCCGAAGCCCAGGCAGAACCCAGAGAUGGCUCCCCAGAGGCUCCGGCUUCACCUGAGAGAGGAGAGGUUGCAUUCUCAGAAUAUAAGACAGAAACCUACGACGAUUACAAGGACGAGACCACCAUCGACGACUCCAUCAUGGAUGCGGACAGCCUCUGGGUGGACACUCAAGAUGAUGAUAGGAGCAUCAUGACAGAGCAGUUAGACACUAUCCCUAAAGAGGAGAAAGCUGAAAAGGACGCUCGGAGACCAUCUCUUGAGAAACAUAGAAAAGAAAAGCCUUUUAAAACCGGGAGAGGCAGAAUUUCCACUCCUGAAAGAAAAAUAGCUAAAAAGGAGCCUAGCACAGUCUCCAGAGAUGAAGUGAGAAGGAAAAAAGCAGUUUAUAAGAAGGCUGAACUUGCUAAAAAAACAGAAGUUCAGGCCCACUCUCCUUCCAGGAAAUUCAUUUUAAAACCUGCUAUCAAAUAUACUAGAUCAUCUCAUCUCUCCUGCGUUAAGAGGAAAACGACAGCAGCAGGUGGUGAACCAACUCAGACUCCCAGUGCCUAUAAACAGGCAAAGGAUAAAGUCUCUGAUGGCGUAACCAGGAGCCCGGAGAAGCGCUCUUCUUUGCCACGACCCUCGUCCAUUCUCCCUCCUCGCCGAGGCGUAUCUGGAGACAGAGAUGAGAAUUCCUUCUCGCUCAACAGUUCCAUCUCCUCUUCGGCACGACGGACCACCAGGUCAGAGCCAAUUCGCAGGGCAGGAAAAAGUGGCACCUCGACACCCACUACCCCUGGAUCCACCGCCAUCACUCCUGGCACACCACCCAGCUAUUCCUCACGCACACCAGGCACGCCUGGAACCCCUAGCUACCCCAGGACCCCACACACACCAGGAACCCCCAAAUCUGGCAUCUUGGUGCCCAGUGAGAAGAAAGUUGCUAUCAUACGUACUCCUCCAAAAUCUCCUGCCACUCCGAAGCAGCUCCGACUUAUUAACCAGCCAUUGCCAGACCUGAAGAAUGUCAAGUCCAAAAUCGGAUCAACUGACAACAUCAAAUACCAGCCCAAAGGUGGGCAGGUACAGAUUGUUACCAAGAAGAUAGAUCUGAGCCACGUGACGUCCAAAUGCGGCUCUCUGAAGAACAUCCGCCACAGGCCAGGUGGUGGGCGUGUGAAAAUUGAGAGUGUAAAACUGGAUUUCAAAGAAAAGGCCCAAGCUAAGGUUGGUUCACUUGACAAUGCUCACCAUGUACCUGGAGGCGGUAAUGUCAAGAUUGACAGCCAAAAGUUGAACUUCAGAGAGCACGCCAAGGCUCGUGUGGACCACGGGGCCGAGAUCAUCACGCAGUCCCCCAGCAGAUCUAGUGUGGCAUCACCCCGACGCCUCAGCAAUGUGUCCUCUUCUGGAAGCAUCAACCUGCUUGAAUCCCCUCAGCUUGCCACCUUAGCCGAGGAUGUCACUGCAGCUCUCGCUAAGCAGGGCUUGUGA